CACUCCCCUCCACAACGACCGACGAGCUAGCAGGAGCUCACCGGCCGCCUCGGUCCCGCAGCUCGCCGCUCGAGCUAACAGCCGGCUGUAGCACGAGACCGACCUCUGUGGAUUCCUUUGGUCCGAGCGAACGACGCGCCGACGCACGCACACAUUCCUGGAGUUAUUCUACAGCGCAAUGGGAGCCUGCAACUCGUGCGAGGCCACGGCGGUGGCGGCGGCGCCGGGGUCGACGGCGGCGGAGGCGCGGGUGGUGCUCGCGGACGGCGCGCUGCGGCGGUUCCCGGGCGGCACGCGCGCGUCGCAGGCCGUGAAGGCGGCCGCCGGUGAGGGCGCGGCCCCGGCCGCCGCGUGGUUCCUGUGCAGCGCGGACGGACUGGAGCUCGGCGGCGCCGCGGCGGGGCUGGGGCCCGAGGAGGCGCUGCAGCCCGGGCAGCUGUACUUCGUGCUCCCCGCGGCGAUGCAGCGGCGGCCGCUGCAGGCGGAGGAGAUGGCUGCGCUCGCCAUCCGCGCCAGCGCCGCGCUCGUGGGCGACCACGACGGCCCGCUCGUGUUCCCGGAGGCCGCCGCCGCCGGGGGAGGCGCCACCUGCGCGCGGAGCGGCAAGGCGUGCCGGAGGUCCAGGAGGGGUAGCAGCCGCGGGCGGGACUUCGUGCCGGACCUCGGCGCCAUUGCCGAGUAACCGCCGGGGGGCGUCCAGCUAGGAGAGAGAGCUAACGGCAGCCUUCGUCGACAAGGAAAACUGAAAAAAAAAAGUUCAACUGUAGUUACGUGUUAACUGAUCAAGCGAAGGCUUUGACUAAUGCUAGCUAGUGUAGGAACGGAACGGAAGUGCAGCUCAGCUCGCAUCUGGCUGGUGUGCCGGUGUACGUAGAUACGCGGCAGGGUGUACAUGUAGAAUACGCGUAGGUUCGAGAGGUGCCCAUGUGCGAGGACUCGCCGCGAUCCAAGGGCCAGUGGACGACGCGCGGGGCCCUUGGUUGUUUGUGUCUGACGCGCGGGGCCCGCGUCGAGCUGAGCUGAGCUGUAACCGCUGUGAUCGACAUGCCGAUGUGGCGAAGUUCCAUCAACGACUCGAAAUUGCCAUUGUUGAUGCAAA
Molecule: messenger RNA, 1099 nt
Organism: Panicum hallii
Lineage: Eukaryota; Viridiplantae; Streptophyta; Magnoliopsida; Poales; Poaceae
Exons: 1
Coding region: 179-682 (167 amino acids)
Source: RefSeq, a predicted model, not a curated record